AUUUUAUAAAACGCAGCCUUGCCAGUUGCGUGUUACGACUGUGUAGUAGGUAGUAGUGUGAAGUCAUCGGUAAUUAAGAGUUGCACUUCACUUGAAAGUUGACUUGACCGUAGACAAUUGAAAAAAAAAAACAUGGUACGCUUACUGUCGGAAAUGUGUGUUAGGUUUAAUUUUGUGUUUAACACAUUUUUAUCGACUGGUUUGUAGUAACCAGUUGUUUUGCGAUUGUGGUACUGACCGUACUUCAUUUAUUAGCAAUUUGAAUGUUUUUUCUGCAAAGUUGAAAACUGACACACGGUCACUUCUGUAUACACAGACCUUGUGACCAGAGUUUAACCCAGGCCUGUGGAGGUGAAAGGCUGGUGCGUCAGUCCUCUGUGCCCCCAAGCCCCCAGAUUGACCUCUACAGUAAUGGGCAGCCUGUCGAUCUGUGUACAGAGAAGUAAGGCCUGUGAUCUCCCACUAGACUCCAGCUGUGGAGUGUGAUCCCAUGCCAUAAUGAGUUCCUGAGCCUAGGCAUACCACACAUGGUCACUCCCUGUCCACUGGAGAGGUCACAAUGGAGGCGUCGGAGGCCCUCUCAGGCAGUGUGAACUCCGCCUACCAGCCCCCAGGGGAGGAGGAGGAGGAGGAGGAGGAGGAGGAGGAGGAGGAGGAGGACCACCAGUCACCCCUGCUGUCUGAGCUUACCCCGGUCCAUAGCCUGUAUGCCGCAGCCGGACACAAACCCCAGGACCACUGCAACCUGGUCUACAUCAUCUUCUUCAUCCUUGGGGUCGGCUCGCUGCUGCCCUGGAACUUCUUCAUGACAGCCAAACAGUACUGGCUGUACAAGCUUACCAACAGCUCGUCCCCCAACCACAGCUCCGACCUGAGCAAUUACUUUGAAAGCUACCUCUCUACAGCAUCCACCGUGCCCUCUGUUCUGUGCCUGUUGCUCAACUUCACCUUAGUUAAUAAGGUCUCUUCUACAGUGCGGGUGCUCUGCUCCUUGGCGGUGAUGCUGGUGAUAUUCGUGAUCACCACGGCUCUGGUCAAAGUGGACACGUCGGCGGUGAUGCAGGAGUUCUUUGUGGCCACGCUGGUGUGUGUGGCCGUGGUCAGUGGGGCCUCAAACAUCUUCACAGGCAGCCUGUUUGGAGUGAGCGGAAGAUUCCCCAUGCGCAUCUCGCAGGCGCUCAUCUCCGGGCAGGCGAUGGGCGGGACUCUGUGUGCUGUCGCCUCAGUGGUGGAUCUCGCGGCGGCCGCUGAUGUCACAGACAGCGCGCUGGCGUUCUUCCUGUUGGCUGAUGUGUUCGUGGUGCUGUGUAUCAUCAUGUACCUGCUCCUGCCUCGACUCGCCUACUCUAGGUACUACAUGCAGAGCCCAGAGGAGAGAGUGUCGCCCCCCUGUGGUGUCUCUGGGAAUGGCACCCCCUCCACCCCCCCCUUCUGUCCUAUCCUGCGGCGGACCGCGGUUCUGGGUUUCUGCGUCUUCUAUGUCUUCUUCGUCUCCAUCGUGGUGUUCCCAGCCAUCUCCUCCGGCAUCGAGUCUGUGCGCAAGGAUACGGGCAGUCCCUGGACCACCAAGUACUUUACUCCGCUCACCAGCUUCUUUCUGUACAACGUGGCGGACUUCUGUGGGCGCCAGAUCACAGCCUGGAUCCAGGCUCCGGGGCCCAAGAGUCGGCUCCUGCCCACCCUGGUCACCCUUCGCACGGUCUUCGUGCCACUCUUCAUAUUCUGCAAUUACCAGCCCCGCGGCCACAUCCCCACCGUGCUCUUUGCCCAGGAUGUCUACCCCGUGGUGUUUAUCUUCCUCCUGGGCCUCUCCAAUGGCUACCUGGGCACCCUGCCCAUGAUCUACGGGCCCAAGGUGGUGCAGAAGGAGCUGGCGGAGGCAGCGGGCGUGGUCAUGUCCUUGUUCCUGGCGCUCGGGCUGGCGGCCGGGUCUGCCUUUUCGGUUCUGAUCGUGCAUUAUUUAUGACGUACGUUUUAAAGGAUGGCAUUUUAAAAAAAAGUUUUUUUUAUUAAUGUUUUCAACAUUUUUUUAUUCCAGCAAGUAAGAAAAGCCUGUUAUGUUUGGACAGUAUUAUCAAAAAUAUGUAUCCUUUUGUGUUUUUUGUUAUGUUUUUAUUCUGGACUAAAUAGGACUCAGUAAACACAGCUGACUGAGUCUGCACUCCAGUAGUAAGACACCACAGAGCUUUACCGACUCCAGCCAGCAGGAUGCUGGCCCUGCAGUGGCACUAGCUUUUAUAUAGUGCCGUUCAUCAUCAGGAAAAAACAAACCUAGAUCUGAAACAUUCCUGCUCUUAUUAGGAUUUUAAAUUGAGUUUUAUUUAAUUUUUCUAUAUUCUAUUUCUUCUAAUGCUUUAGUAUUUUUUUUUCUUUUCUGAACUUGUAUUCUAGUUUGGCUAUGGUACUGUUCUCCAAUAGAAAGCGUGUUCUGCUGGAUUGGGCUCACCUGAGUUGAAGCAGACAAGCUCAGGUGUGGUUAAUGAAGUGUGAAACCACUCUCCCUCUCCCUCCCCAGGGCAGCUGUGGGAGCGAGUGGCUAUGGGCGGGUUGUUUUUAUUCACUGGCUGUUUCCCCAAGGACUGCGCUUAUGAUACAAGCUGCAGAAGAAAACAACACACCCAGAGGUUUCCAACGCCAGCUCCGCUUCAGUCCAGCUUUGUCAUUCCAGUCAGGGCCUAAAUAACUUAACUGACACCUUGUGGGAAAAAAUAAUUACUUUUUUUUUUUUUUUUUAAAUGUGGGCUCGACGAGAACAUUUAAAAGCAUGGUGACUGUAGUGCAAUGGAAACACAGGCAAUUGCAGCUGUAUGGGAGGAAAUGAGCUGUUCUCAGCUAUUUUAUACACAGUCACCCCCCCCCCCCCCCCCCCCAACCAGUCACAUUGCACAGGUAAUGUCAGCAUACAUUACAGUUUGUGUGUGUAUUAUUUGUUUUUUAAUUGGACCAUCCCAGCACUACGGACUAUCCCAGAACCCUUGUAAAGGUGUCCCACAGUAAAAGCACAGCAAAGUGUAACAAAGCAUAGUGAAAGCAUGCUUAAGCAUAGGAAUGCAUUGUAAAG
Molecule: messenger RNA, 3061 nt
Organism: Polyodon spathula (Mississippi paddlefish)
Lineage: Eukaryota; Metazoa; Chordata; Actinopteri; Acipenseriformes; Polyodontidae
Product: equilibrative nucleoside transporter 3-like
Exons: 8
Coding region: 560-1966 (468 amino acids)
Biological process (GO): nucleoside transmembrane transport
Cellular component (GO): Golgi apparatus; plasma membrane
Molecular function (GO): nucleoside transmembrane transporter activity
Source: RefSeq, a predicted model, not a curated record